AGCAUUCAUGUCAACAUCUGGCUGCAGCUGCGCUCACUGCGUCUUUAAGCCGAAAUCAAUGAGCGCGCGCGCUGAUUAACUGUCGCUGUCCGGUGAGGGAGGUGCUGAAAAGGAAAAAAUCAGAGCGCGCGCGCACACCUUCUCUCUCUCCCUCUCUCUCUCUCUCUCUCUCUCCGUCAGACACUUGCAGCCAUUUUACGCAGGACGAGUCCAAUCAUGUCGUGAGCGUGAGCCUCGCUCGCCGGUCACCUGCGCGACAGAGACACACGGACACAGGGUUCCGCGCAGGUUCGGUCCGGCUCGGCACGGCAGCGCCGGUCCACAAACAUGGUGAAGAGGAAAAGCCUGGACGAGAACGAGCCGGAGUGCGGGAAGGGUAUACCGUUCCCCAUCCAGACCUUCCUGUGGAGGCAGACCAGUGCGUUCCUGCGUCCAAAGCUGGGAAAGCAGUAUGAAGCCUCCUGCGUGUCCUUUGAGCGUGUGCUGGUGGAGAACAAGCUCCACGGCCUGUCGCCGGCGCUGUCAGAAGCCAUCCAGAGCAUCUCCCGCUGGGAGCUGGUCCAGGCGGCACUGCCUCACGUCCUCCACUGCACCUCCAUCCUGCUGUCCAACAGGAACAAGCUGGGACACCAGGACAAACUGGGCGUGGCCGAGACCAAGCUCCUCCACACGCUGCACUGGAUGCUGCUGGACGCGGCGCAGGAGUGCAACCACGAGCCGAGCCUGGGCCACGGCUGGUCCAGGGGCAGCAGCAGCAGCGCCUUCCUCCAGCCCGUGGGGAACCAGGGCUCGUCGCCCGGGGCCCCCGGGUCCGGCUCCGGCUCGGCCCUGGGCAGCAUGGGGCCCCAACACAGCAGCUCGCUGCUGGAGGAGGACGAGCAGGCGCGCACCAAGCUCUUCCACAAGAGCAUGGAGACAGUGGAGCUGUUUGUGUUCCUGUUUGCUCCGCUCAUUCACCGAAUCAAGGAGUCGGACCUGACCUUCCGAUUGGCCAGUGGUCUGGUCAUUUGGCAGCCGAUGUGGGAGCACCGGCAACCGGACAUCCCGGCCUUCACGUCGCUCAUCAAACCUGCGAGAAACAUUGUGACAGCAAAGAGGAACUCCCCAGUCAACAACCAGUGCAGCCCCUGUGGAUCUGGCAACCCGGGCCCCACGGGCUUCCAGGUGGUGUGCGAAGCCACCCAAUCAGACUCCUCCUCCCCUGCAGCUGGAGAGCAGCGAUGUCGUCGUGGUAACUCGGUCGAGAAAGGCGGCCCUUCCCAGCAACCCCCGCCGGUCAAGGGGCCCUCCAAGAAAAAGACCUCGGCCCCCGCCGGUCUGCCCACAUCCAUGGCCCAGCGAGGGCGCUACGCUACCUACUUUGACGUGGCAGUGCUGCGCUGCCUUCUGCAGCCACACUGGACGGAGGAGGGCGUGCACUGGGCCUUGAUGUAUUACCUGCAGCGCCUGAGGCAGAUCCUGGAGGAGAGACCCGAGCGCACCCCGGAGCCCCUGGUCAUGCCGCUGCCACGGCCGCGCAGUAGCUCCAUGGUGGCUGCCACGCCGUCGCUGGUCAACACUCACAAGACCCAGGAUAUGAGUCUGAAAUGCAACGAGGAGGAGAAAUCCCUGAGCACGGAGACGUUCACAAAGGUGUCCCUGACCAACCUCCGUCGACAGGCUGUCCCCGACCUCUCCUCUGACCUGGGCAUGAACAUCUUCAAGAAGUUCAAGAACCGACGCGACGACCGGGAGAGGAAAGGCUCCAUCCCCUACCACCACGCAGGGAAGAAGCGGCAGCGGCGCAUGGGCGUUCCCUUCCUGCUGCACGAGGACCACCUGGACGUCUCGCCCACACGCAGCACCUUCUCCUUUGGGAGCUUUUCCGGCCUGGGAGACGACCGGCGAGCUCUGGACCGCGGUGGCUGGCAGGCGACGAUCAUGGGCCGAUUCACGCGGAGGGGGAGCACGGACACGGCGGCAGACGCGGACAGCCUGAGUGCCAAGCACUCGCACUCCCACCACUCCCUCCUCAGAGACAUGCCCGACCACUCCAACAGCCACAGCGACAACACUGUCAAAGAGGUCCGAUCGCAGAUCUCCACCAUCACCAUGGCGGCAUUCAACACCACAGUGGCGUCCUUCAACGUGGGCUACUCGGACUUCUUCACCGAGCACAUGAAGAAACUGUGUAACCCCGUCAACGUCCCCGAGAUGCCCGUGGAGCCGCUGGCGUGCGCCAACCUGCCGCGCAGCCUCACCGACUCCUGCAUCAACUACUCCUGUCUGGAAGAAGGGGAGAACAUCGAGGGGACCAAUAACUUUGUGCUGAAGAACGGCAUGCUUGACCUCACUGCCAUCCUGCGAGCGCUCUACGCCGUCCUCAGUCACGACAUCAGCUCCAGGAUCUGCGACGUGGCCCUCAACAUCAUCGACUGCCUGCUACAGCUGGGCGUGGUGCCCGGCAUGGGCAAGAAGCUGUCCAAGCCCGACAACAAGGAGAACCAGGAGGCGCGGGCCAAAGACGGGACCACGCAGGGCCUCGGAGGAGGAGCGCAGGGGGGUGGAGCCGUGCCAGGGGCGGGAGGAGGCGGAGAUGGAGGCGGAGGAGGAGGAGGAGGCGGGGGCAGCGGAGGAGGGAGCGGGCAGGGGAGCAAGGACGACGUGAAGAAUAACAAAGACAAUAAUAAAAAGGAGGAGGGCUCCGGCCUCAGCGCUCACCGCUUGGCUCUGACCAUGCUGAUAAAGAUAGUCAAGUCUCUGGGCUGCGCCUACGGCUGUGGCGAGGGACACCGCGGUCUGUCAGGAGAUCGCCUCAGGAUGCAGGCACAGAACUGCCUGACCAGCCUGUAUAAGCUGGACAAGCUGCAGUUUCGCCAGACAAUACGCGAGUAUGUGAACAAAGACUCUCUCAAUAACAUUGUGGACUUCCUGCAUGCGCUGCUGGGCUUCUGCAUGGAGCCCAUUACCGACAAGUACGGCAGUGCAGGUGAGAGGUCCAGGAGGGCGAAAAAAAGAAACAUCGACAAGGCCGGCUUCGGGAAUAACUUCACUACGGGGGACAACAAGUCUGUGGCACAGACAAUGGAGGCGGUGGUGGUGGGCUGCAUGUUCAAGUCCCUCAUCACGCGCUGUGCGUCCACCACGCAUGAGCUGCACAGCCCCGAGAACUUGGGUCUGUACUGCGACAUCCGCCAGCUGGUGCAGUUCAUCAAGGAGGCGCACGGCAACGUGUUCCGCAGGGUGGCGCUGAGCGCGCUGCUGGACAGCGCAGAGAAACUCACCACCACCAAGAAACCUGAAGAGAAGGAGGAGGCCAAACAGGCCGGACCCAGGAGGUCAGAGGCGGGUGUGUCCGGGGAGAAGGGUCAGGUGUCCAGUGCUGCAGAUGAGUGUCACAGCUACAUCUCCAGUAGACCCCCCCAGACCCCCGAACAUGAAGAACAAAUCCCCGGCGCUCUGCUGGGCAGGAAGGAUUUCUGGAGGAAGAUGUUCAAGUCGCAGAGCGCCGCCAGUGACACGAGCAGCCAAUCGGAGCAGGACACCUCAGAGUGCACCACCGCCCACUCCGGCACCACCACGGACCGGCGCUCUCGAUCCAGAUCCCGUCGCAUUUCGCUCCGCAAGAAACUGAAGCUGCCUAUUGGCAACUGGCUGAAGCGUUCCUCUCUUUCUGGACUGACUGACGGUGUGGAGGACCUGCUGGACAUCAGCUCAGUCGACCGACUCUCCUUCAUACGGCAAAGUUCAAAGGUGAAGUUCACCAGUGCGGUGAAGCUGUCCGAAGGGGGCGCUGCAGGGCCAGAGUACGGCAGGGACGAGGAGGAGAAUUUCUUCAAGCGGCUUGGUAAAUGGAGGUCUGGCAGGAGGAAUCCAUCCAAGCUUCACCACACAGAAGAGAAAGAUGGUCCUCACGGUUUUCAGGAGCGUCUCGCAGCCAGUCAGGAGGCCAUGAAGAAUAAGAACGUGGUGAAUUUGGGUGCCAUACGACAGGGUAUGAAACGCUUCCAGUUCCUGCUGAAUUGCUGCGAGCCGGGAACCAUACCGGACGCCUCCAUCCUCGCUGCUGCUCUGGACCUGGAAGCUCCAGUUGUUGCUCGGGCCUCCCUCUUCCUCGAGUGCGCCAGAUUCGUCCACCGCUGUAACCGUGGCAACUGGCCCGAGUGGAUGAAGGGUCACCACGUCAAUAUCACCAAGAGGGGCCUGUCAAGGGGGAGAUCACCGAUCGUGGGCAACAAAAGGAACCAGAAACUCCAGUGGAACGCUGCCAAACAUUUCUGCCAGUGGGGAGACGCAAUCGGCACACGGCUCAGUGAACUGUGUCACUCUGACAGCGAGAGCCCUGCUAACAUCCUGGGUUACAUCUAUGACGAAGAGACCAAACGGAGAAUGAGAAAAGAAGAUGAGGAUGAGGACUAUUUAGAUGACAACACAGUCAAUCCUACAAAAUGUGGCUGCCCCUUUGCUUUGAAAAUGGCCGCCUGCCAGCUCCUGUUGGAAAUCACCACUUUCCUGCGUGAGACUUUUCCCUGUUUGCCACGCCCCCGCACCGAGCCACUUGUGGAUCUCGACAGCUGCCGCCUGCGGCUAGACCCCGAGCUCGGCCGCCAUCGAUACGAGAGGAAGAUCAGCUUCGCAGGCAUUCUUGAUGACGAGGAUGGGCACGACUCGCUCAACAGCAGCAGCCACACGUUGAAGUCUGACACCACUGGUGAUGAAAAGAAGGCCCCGGAAACUCAGGCACCCAUCAGGAAGAUUCGCAUUGGAGGCUCUCGGCUGCUUCAGAUCAAAGGGGCGCGCAGCUUCCGUGUAAAGAAGGGAGGCUCGCUGUCGUCCAUACGCCGAGCAGGGAGCCUCAAAAGCACCAAGAUGUCUCGUCAGGACUCUGAGUCUGAGAACGAAGAGGGUUUAUUGUCCCAAACACAAAGCAGGGACACAGUUACUGACAUUGGUAGUCCAUUCAGCACCAGUGAGCCCAGCAUAGAGCCAGAGGGCCAGGGCUCAGGAGGAGCAGAGGACAACUACCACCGCAACAUGUCCUGGCUCCAUAUCAUGAUCCUGCUGUGCAACCAGCAGAGUUUCAUCUGCACCCACAUCGACUUCUGCCACCCGCACUGCUACCAGCACCACAGCCGCUCCUGCGCCCGUCUGGUGCGAGCCAUCAAGCUCGUGUAUGGCGAGACGGUGGACAGCCUGCGUGAAGACAGCGCCUCCUCUGGUAACAUCGGGGCACGUGCAAAGAAAACCAAAGAGUGUUCAGACAAGUCGUGUCUGAGGACCCCGUCCAUGAAAAGAAGACCCACUGACUCCAACACAGAGGGGAAGAAAGACACAGGCAUGCUCAAGUACAUUCGCAACCAGGUGAUGAGCUUGUCACCGGCGCCACUCUCGCUGCUAAUCAAAGCGGCUCCCAUCUUGACUGACGACAUGUACGGCGACGUCCAGCCUGCAGCCUGGGAGCUGCUGCUCAGUGUGGACGAACAUAUGGCAGCUGCCGCCGCGGCCAUGUUCCUCCUGUGCGCGGUCAAGGUCCCAGAUGCGGUGACCGAGAUGAUGAUGGCGGAGUUCCAGCACCAGGAGGCGUGUCAGCGCAUCAACUCCAUCCUGAAGUUUAACACACUCUGGCGUUUCCGCUACCAGGUGUGGCCCCGCAUGGAGGAAGGAGCACAGCAGAUCUUUAAGAUCCCUCCGCCCAGCAUCAACUUCACCCUCCCGUCUCCUAUACUGGGAAUGCCCUGUGUCCCCAUAUUUGACCCCCCGUGGGUGCCACAGAACACUGGCAGCGUCCAGGACCCAAUCAAUGAAGACCAGUCCAAAUCGUUCUCAGCGCGGGCGGUGUCGCGCUCCCACCAGCGAGCCGAGCACAUCCUGAAGAACCUGCAGCAGGAGGAAGAGAAGCGGCGUCUGGGCCGCGAGGCCAGCAUCAUUACGGCCAUCCCUGUGGCUCAGGAGUCCUGCUACGAGCCCACGUGCAGCCCACCGCCCGAGCAGGAGGAAGAAGCAGAAGAAGUGGUGAACCUGACAUCGCGCCGCCUGUCCGUCAGCCCCUCCUGCACCUCCAGCAACUCCCACAGGAACUACUCUUUCCGCCGGGGCUCUGUGUGGUCGAUGCGUUCGCUGGCCAGCGCUGAGGAUGAAGAGAACACAACAGAACACACUCCCACUCACCACAUGCUACAGCCACCUCAAGCUGUCUUCCCAGCAUGCAUCUGUGCUGCCGUUCUACCAAUUGUGCACCUCAUGGAGGACGGGGACGUUCGAGAGGACGGUGUGGCUGUGAGUGCCGUGGCGCAGCAAAUCCUCUGGAACUGCCUGAUUGAGGAUCCGGCCCUGGUUCUGCGCCACUUCCUGGAAAAGCUAACAGUGAGCAACAGACAGGAUGAGUUGAUGUACAUGCUGAGGAAGCUGCUGCUCAACAUCGGAGAUCUGCCGGCUCAGACCUCUCACAUCCUCUUUAACUACCUGGUUGGUCUGAUCAUGUACUUUGUGCGGACUCCCUGUGAGUGGGGCAUGGACGCCAUCUCAGCCACACUCACCUUCCUGUGGGAGGUGGUGGGUUAUGUGGAGGGGCUGUUCUUCAAAGACCUGAAGCAGACCAUGAAGAAGGAGCAGUGUGAGGUCAAGCUGCUGGUCACUGCGUCCAUGCCAGCAGGAACCAAAACUCUGGUGGUGCACGGGCAGAACGAGUGCGACAUCCCAACACAGCUGCCAGUGCAUGAAGACACUCAGUUUGAAGCCUUGCUGAAGGAGUGUCUUGAAUUUUUCAACAUACCUGAGGCCAGAUCAGCGCACUACUUCCUCAUGGACAAACGAUGGAACCUCAUCCAUUAUUCCAAGACAUAUGUAAGAGACAUCUAUCCCUUCCGGAGGUCAGUUUCUCCUCAGCUCAACUUGGUCCACAUGCUGCCAGAGAAAGGACAAGAGCUCAUUCAGAAACAGGUGUUUUCCCGUAAACUGGAGGAGGUGGGCCGUGUCCUCUUCCUCAUCUCGCUCACGCAGCACAUGCCGGCUGUGCACAAGCAAUCCCACGUCUCCCUGCUGCAGGAGGAUCUGCUGCGUCUGCCGUCUUUCCCACGCACCGCCAUCGACGCAGAGUUCUCACUGUUUAAUGAGCCGCAAGGUAAGGAGCUGUUUGGACUAGACACUCUCCACAAAGUGCUGUGGAUCAAGCUGCUGGAGGAGAUGUUCCUGGGCAUGCCCAGUGAGUACCCGUGGGGUGACGAGAUGAUGCUCUUCCUCAACGUCUUCAACGGGGCGCUGCUGCUGCACCCCGAGGACAGCGCCCUCCUCAGGCAGUACACGGCAACGGCUAUCAACACCGCUGUCCACUUUAACCAUCUCUUCUCCCUGAGUGGCUACCAGUGGAUCCUGCCAACCAUGCUGCAGGUCUAUGCUGACUAUGAGAGCAACCCUUUACUGAGGCAGGGCAUUGAGUUCUGCUGCCGACAGUUCUACAUCCUCCACCGCAAACCCUUUGUCCUGCAGCUGUUUGCAAGUGUGGCUCCGCUGCUAGAAUUCACAACCAGCACGAGCACUGGUCUGUCUAAAGGAGUCUCAGCCCAGUGUCUGUUCGACCUGCUCGUCUCUCUGGAGGGUGAGACUCAGGACGCCCUGGACGCUCUGGAGCUGGUCAAGGCUGAGAAACCGCUGCGCUCUCUGGAUUUCUGUUAUGGAAAUGAGGACUUGGCCUUUUCUAUCAGCGAGUCCAUCAAGCUGUGUGUGACUGUGGUCGCUUAUGCUCCUGAAUCCUUCAGGAGUCUCCAGAUGCUCAUGGUCCUCGAGGCCUUAGUUCCCUGCUUCCUCCAGAAGCUGAAGAGUAACACAGUGACCAUGGAAUCUGCAUCCGCUGCCAGAGAUGAGAUCGCCGCCAUCGCUGCGCUGGCUACGUCACUGCAGGCCCUCCUGUACAGCUCAGAGACCCUAACGAGACCCAUGACAGCCCCACAGUUGUCCCGCUGUGAUCAGGGUCAUAAGGGAGGAACGACUGCCAAUCAUGCCAUGUCAGGAGGUGUCAACACCAGGGACAACCUCCACCUCCUGGAGGAGGGUCAAGGAAUGCCAAGGGAGGAGCUGGAUGAGCGCAUUGCCAGGGAGGAGUUUCGCCGGCCACGGGAGUCCCUGCUAAAUAUCUGCACUGAGUUUUACAAACACUGUGGACCACGACUAAAGAUCCUGCAGAACGUUGCCGGUGAGCCCAGGGUCAUAGCCCUGGAGCUGCUGGAUAUAAAGUCGCACAUGAGGCUUGCUGAGAUCGCCCAUGCCCUGCUGAAGCUGGCGCCCUAUGACACCCUGACCAUGGAGAGCCGCGGGCUGCGGCGCUACAUCAUGGAGAUGCUGCCCAUCACCGACUGGUCGUCCGAGGCCGUCCGCCCAGCCCUCAUCCUCAUCCUCAAGCGGCUGGACCGCAUGUUCAACAAGAUUCACAAGAUGCCCACGCUCAGGUGCGCUCGCCCACAGGCUUUAUGCACCAGGAGACAGGUGGAGUGGGAGGCGGCCAGCAGCCUGAUCGAGGGGAUCUGUCUGACCCUGCAGCGGCAGCCAAUCAUCUCCUUCCUGCCACACCUUCGCUCGCUGAUUAACGUCUGCGUCAACCUGGUGAUGGGUGUGGUGGGUCCCUCCAGCGUGGCAGAUGGGCUUCCUCUGCUCCACCUUAGCCCCUACCUCUCCCCUCCUCUCCCCUUCAGCACAGCGGUCGUCAGGCUGGUUGCCCUGCAGAUACAGGCCUUGAAGGACGACUUCCCACUCAGUCACGUGAUCUCACCUUUCACAAAUCAGGAGAGACGAGAGGGGAUGCUGCUCAACCUGCUCAUUCCCUUUGUUCUGACGGUUGGCUCUGGAAGCAAAGACAGCCCUCAUCUGGAGCAGCCCGAGAUCUUCCUGCUCCUCCAGACGGUCAUCAACAUCCUGCUGCCCCCUCGGAUCAUCUCCACCUCUCGCACCAAGAACUUCAUGCUGGACGCCUCGCCCGCUCACUGCUCCACCCCGGGCGACGCGGGGAAGGAUCUGCGCAGAGAGGGACUGGCGGAGUCCACCAGCCAGGCUGCGUAUCUGGCUCUGAAGGUGGUGCUGGUUUGCUUUGAGCGGUCGUUGGGAAACCAGUGGUACCGGCUGAGCCUGCAGGUGAAAGAGAUGGCUCUGAGGAAGGUGGGAGGCCUCGCCUUUUGGGAUUUCAUUGACUUCAUCGUCCGAACCCGUAUCCCUAUCUUCGUGCUGCUGAGACCAUUCAUCCAGUGCAAGUUGCUGACUCAGCCCGCCGACUCCCAGGAAGAGAUUACUGCACGUCACCACAUCGCCGACCAGCUGGAGCGACGCUUUAUCCCCAGACCUCUGUGCAAGAGCUCCCUGUUCGCGGAAUUCAACAACGAACUCAAGAUCCUGAAAGAGGCUGUGCACAGCGGCUCUGCCUAUCAGGGCAAGACGUCCAUCAGCACAGUGGGCACCUCCACGUCAGCGUACCGCCUCAGUUUGGCCACGAUGUCGCGCUCUAACACGGGCACUGGCACAGUGUGGGAGCAGGAGAGCCAGCCGUCACGCCAACCUUCCCAAGACACGCUCAGCCGCACGGAUGAGGACGACGAAGAGAAUGAUUCCGUGAGUAUUCCCAGCGUGGUGAGUGAGCACGAGGCCUUCCUGCCCAGAGUGAUCGCAGAGCGCCGUUUCUCCAGCCAUGCCACAGGCUCUGUGACCUCGCAGCCUGACGCCCCGCGCAGCACCAUGCUGCCCAGCCACAGUGAACCCAAUGUGCUAGAUGAGUCCCAGGGGCUUCUGCAGGAGGGUAACCUCUCUAGGGUUGCCAGUGUGCAGAGUGAACCGGGUCACCAGAACCUCCUGAUACAACCGCCGCUUGGAAGAAAACGUGGCCUCAGACAGUUACGGCGCCCCCUGCUGUCCAUUCCAAAGAAUGAACUGCGCGAUCGAGCGGGCGCGCGGCUCUCCACGACGCGCAGGAGCAUCCAGCCAAAGAACAGACCACUGGAAACUUUAUUGGACUGUGAAGGUGAGAUACAAAGCCUUAACUUCUUCUCCCCACACCCCGCAAACGGCCCGUCCCUUUUAUCUGCAACCUCACCCCCAGUAGGGCGCUCUGCAUGUCUGUCUUGCAUCCCUUCCCGCAGUCCCUGUGUCCCCCUCCUGUCCCACCAUUCCUGCCUCCACUCUCCUUUGGUGGUGCUGUUGUGUCAGCGGCACAGCGAGCUAGUGCCGUCAUCUCUCCGUCUUGUGCCCACAGCGCACGGAGACCAGAAGAGGUCGGUGACUUUCACGGAGGCGUCAGCGGGGACGAGCAAGCCCCCAACGCCCAGCACCGUGGUGGACCCUCCGGGUGAGGGCAACAAGGCCAGUCCUGCUGCAUCAAAGUCCCCCACCCUGGAAGUGCCCUCUGUCUCCUCAGCCACUGUCACGGCUGACCUGCACAGUCCCGCUAACACACAGGUUCCUUCAGCCAUAAGCAGCAAAGAGAAGAGAGAGCAGUGGGGGCUCCGCAGCAGCCUCUCCCCUCCUCCCUCCAUCUCCCGCCCCUCCACUCCAACCCCUCCACCACGCACCUGCUCCCCAUCGCCCCUGUCCCGAACCUGCUCCCCUCUCCCUCUUCCUCUCCCUCUCCCUCUCCCUCUGUCUCGCACGUCCUCCCCUCUCCCUCCACCGCUCCCAGUACUGGGCGCGACGCCGGCCCCGGGCCCCCCGCCGCCGCCGCCGCUGCCGCCGGCCCCGCUCCUCCCUCCGCCUCCGCCGGGGCCGCCCCGGAUCAGAGAGAGCCCCGGGGACGAGGACACGACUGCGCUCCUGCCGCGCUGCGGCACGCUGCUGCACCUCAGCGAGGACGCCGGCACGGAGAACCCGCUCCUCGCCCCGCUGCUGUCCCCUCCCUCACCUCGCCGCACGCCCCUGCCGCUCUCGCCCGUUGACCUGGACCUGGACGAGUCCCAUGUGUGAGAGCGCUGACAGGUGGUGAGAAAGUAUUACAAAUAAGACAAUGUACGUUUAGAUUUAAAGGUCCAGUCUGUGAGAAUUAGGGACAUGAGGUUGAUAAAUCAAGACCAUUGCUUAAAAUACGUACAGAAACAGCUAUAUAUGUAUACAUGUAUAUAUAUGAAGAUAGAUAGAUAAGCGGUUAUACACUUUGACAGUCUUCAAACCAUCCUAAAUCUUACGCACUAGACCUUUAAACCUAUUGUUUAUUUACAACACGCUACAUAAACUGGGGUAGAAUGUAUGAAACGACCUCUUGUUUAUCUCCAUCAGUUCAAAUAUGGAGAUUUCUGCUAUAUUUUAUGUCAAAACUCAUAAAUAGUAAUCGUAGAAAAGGUUAAAGGAUGAUAUUGGAGUAAUUAACGUAUGCCUCUAAUAGAUUUAAAUAUAAGAAGAAGAAUACUAAGAGAGAUAUUGAAUCUAUACAUGUUCCAAAAAGAAGAUGAUGCAGUUUGUGUGUGUGUGCAGUAAAUUAAGAGCCAUUAUUAUUAUUAAUCUGUGGGUGAAAUUAGGGCUUGAAAUAAGCGAGUGCAGUACAGAUUAUUUUAAAAAAUAGACACAAUAUUUUAAUCCUGUGGAACAGAAGCAAGACAGUAGAUGUUUUAUAUUCUAGGAGAUUCAUUUUAGUUUGUCAAUAUGAUAAAAAAAUAUAUUUAAAAAAUGUAAUUAAUCUAUUUAAAGGGACACUCCACCACUUUUCUUUUCUGUUUUGCUGAAUAUUAGUAACCUGCACUAUCUUGAAUUCAUUUAUUUUGCACAACAAUAGACACAAAAUGACAACAAUGGAAGAAAAAUAGGUCUAGGAUCCAAGAUCUUAUCUGAUAUUAUGCCGAGACUGCACUACAUACAAACAAUUUAUGGCCACAAAAGUAAUAAUAAUAAUUAUGUGUGAUAAUAUAAAUAAUAAAUAUAUAAGGGAAAAUUUGGAUGAUGCAACUUUUGUCUACAUAUAAUCUAUGUAUAAAAUAAAUAAAGGUAUUUAGUGGAUUUCAAAUAUAUUUAUCUAUAUUGCUGUUCGACCACAGCAGACAGACAGCUCUCCUUAAUGUGCAAUCAUAGUUUUAUUUUCUUUAUGACCAAAGACUAUGAACAUAUGGUGGGAAACAGUAAAUCUAUAAUCACAUUUAUCCUGAUGUUACAGUGUUUUGUCUGUUAUUACGUCCCCUCCUCAGAAAGACUGUAGGGUUUUAUAUUCGAUGCAGUAGUUAGGCGUUACCUCGUGGCUCAUGUCAUGCCUUAAAAAGAUUCAUAUUAACACGUCUGUCAAUAUCAGUCUCGUCUGUUAUAUAUUUGUGGUGAAAACCUCAUACCUCCACUUUCUACUUGAAUGUUUUAGGUUGCAGAGUGACAUUGUUUAAACCAUAUAUUUGCAUAUUCUGUUUUCCCAGUAUACAUUUAUAUAAUAUCAUUUAUGUUUAUGUGUUAAAAGUUUAACAUUUUUGUGCAAAAGCUGGACUUAUACAUGACAUUUAGCUAAAAUCUAGUGUGACAAUGAUGAUAACAGUCUUGUUAUGUGCCAUACUUCACACCAAUGCACUGUGAGUGUUCUUAGCAGCUUCUGUGGGUGUGUCCUUAUAUAUUUAACUCAACCAACAAGUCAGUCUUUAUGAAAUAAAUCCCCUUUGUCUUUUUGUCCUGUAUGUCAAAAUUCUGCAAAACACACACACUGUCCUGCUCAGUCAGUGCCAAAUUAUUAUUGUACUGCAUAUUUUUCAGGGUUUUCAAGUAUUUAAAGAAGUACAAAGAAGAUGUUUGUGUGUCAAAGUUCCCCUUAAAUGUAACAUGUCUGUGUCAAUUAUGUCUUCUCUGUGCAAAAUUGAAAUAAAUAUACACUUUAUGAGAACGUUUCUGAAA
This is a messenger RNA of Solea solea (common sole), 12801 nucleotides long. Its product is annotated as protein unc-80 homolog. Gene Ontology annotation, biological process: monoatomic cation homeostasis. Gene Ontology annotation, cellular component: cation channel complex; axon. Bases 328 to 10911 code for a protein of 3527 amino acids. NCBI's taxonomy places the organism in Eukaryota, Metazoa, Chordata, Actinopteri, Pleuronectiformes, Soleidae. Gene Ontology annotation, molecular function: monoatomic cation channel activity. The transcript is spliced from 65 exons. The record is from RefSeq and is a predicted model, not a curated record.